CAGAAUGACUGCACAGGUGUAAACAAGAACAGUCUGUCUAUAAUUAUCCCCGAAUUAUCUCUGAUUGUACGUCAUAAUUAUCGUUGUUAAUGUCAAUAAGCCAUUAGGGGAUAAUGUUCGGGGUUGAGGAUACAUUUCUGUACAAAAAUGGAAAGACUUUUGGAGAGAAAAAUGAGAAAGUCCAGAAGAACUUUUCGUAUUUUUUAAAGAAGAUUACCAUCAACGAGUGGACAUUCAGUUUGUUUCUCUUCGUCAUGUCGUUGACGAUUGUUGCUGUUAAAGUUGCAGUCAUGUAUGGGAUCCUCCUACCCACAAAAACGUACGACCUCGUUAAAACCCCCAGUCAGUCCCUGCUUGGGGGGUUCAUUCCAGUGUUUGACAAAGACAAUUAUUUAUUCAAUGCCACGAGAGAGUUCAAAGGGACACUAAUCGACACUGUCGCUCAGUUUAUCGGGAAAUUCGGAUGGUUUAUCAAGGCAGCUAUCAGUGGACUCUCGUUGAUGGGGUUCACUUGGUUUAUUGUUUACAAGGACAGCAGGAUACCUGGUGUCAAUCCACCGUCACCCUUUAGUCCUGGUAAAAGGAAGUUCCGCGACGAGUCCAGACUUCAGAUGAACUACCUGAUAGGCGUCAUCAAUGGCAUCCUGAUCUUCAUCUACAUGUGCUUCUAGUAAUCCUGAACCAACAACGGGUGCACGGCAUUUUCCCAAACCUCAUCAGCAAUUUUGCAUCCAAAUAAUUUAUAAUUGACACAAAAGAGUCUCAAGGAUCUGUCGCUUGAACGUGAGAAAUGCAUCUGAUUAAUUUGUCGUUUCUAAGAGAAUCUAACAAUUAAAAUAAGAGAGAGGCAAAUCGAAAGGUGAAGCUGAUGGGGCAGCCCCAGACUCUGGGAUAAAUAAGUUUUCCAGUAUUUAUUGAUUACUGAAUCGAAAGUAUUAGUUCCUUGCAGAUCUAAAUAUGACUAUAUUUAUGUAUUUAUUUUGUCUGUCCGAGAGUUCAAAGGUCAUUCGACUAAUUAUUGGCACGUAAUUAGGAGAAGGCUUGUUAAUGUAAUUAUUGUUUCUUCUUGUCAGAUAUUUUUUUGUGGAAUUUAAUUAUUAGUCAGUGGAUAAUGGAGAUUAUUUCGGGGAUCUACUUAACGAUAAUGGAUGGAGUCUACUACUUUGUGAAGUUUGUACAGUUGAAAUAAAAAAAUCAUUAUGAAGAGUUGGUGAAGAUGACA
This is a messenger RNA of Diachasma alloeum, 1222 nucleotides long. RefSeq lists its product as uncharacterized. The transcript has 3 exons. The record is from RefSeq and is a predicted model, not a curated record. Lineage: Eukaryota; Metazoa; Arthropoda; Insecta; Hymenoptera; Braconidae. Bases 114 to 671 code for a protein of 185 amino acids.